AUGCGGUUCCCUACUUCCAUACCGAAACGACUAUCUAAUUUCGCAACCAGCCGCGCUUGCGUCUGUCGCUCCCUACAUACCAAGCAGGCAGAAUUUAUCACCCUUGACUCUAAAGGAUCCCUGGUGACCCAGAAUGUCAAUGUUGAUUUGGGGCAUGCCCACGAGGCUUUCACAAUGCUCCCAAAAGAGAUUGGUUAUGCCUUCCAAGCAGGCAUAUACUCAAACAGCAGAUUGCUUUCUGUCGAUUUGUUGGCAAGAGACUCAGACCAGUGUCCCCUAACUUUCUAUCAUGAUUCUCAAUACUUUGCACAUGAAUCAUUACCAUAUCCUCGGCUUGUAAUUCCUCAGGACCUUCCACGUCAGUCUGAUGCCAAUACAAGCCCCGCCACUCUCCAUACCUUUGGAGCUACUCAUACCAUCACACUGGAUGGGACUUUUGAUGCAAAAUUUACAAAUCAGCUUCGAGAUUCUCUCCAAGAUCUGAAGAGAUCUCUUGAUGAGCUCAAAGAUAAGUAG
This is a messenger RNA of Histoplasma capsulatum G186AR, 516 nucleotides long. RefSeq lists its product as uncharacterized. Lineage: Eukaryota; Fungi; Ascomycota; Eurotiomycetes; Onygenales; Ajellomycetaceae. The transcript is spliced from 3 exons. The record is from RefSeq and is a predicted model, not a curated record. Bases 1 to 516 code for a protein of 171 amino acids.